Striga hermonthica is the source of this 1125-nucleotide messenger RNA. Lineage: Eukaryota; Viridiplantae; Streptophyta; Magnoliopsida; Lamiales; Orobanchaceae. The record is from the annotation of a GenBank genome assembly.
AUGUUGGGGGCAGGAUUGGAGUUUAGGAGUAUGAGCGGCGGGGAUAGGUUUUACAGCGUGGCCAGGGCUCGCCUGAGCCAAGAGCAGUUGCGGAGGGCUCAGAGAGACGACGUCUCGAACCGUUCACGGAGCGCGUCCGAUGAGAUGGCGCCGGAAAAGUUGAAAUCAGAAAUUCCGGCAUCACCGCCGGUGUCGGAAUCCUCGCCGCUGUGUAAUUUGGAGAGGUUCUUGGAGUCUGUGACGCCUUCGGUGCAAGCGCAGUAUUUAUCUAAGAUGAAAGCGAGGAGUUGGAGAACUUGUGAUUCGGAGUUUCAACCCUUCUUUGUGCUAAGUGAUUUGUGGGAGUCUUUUAAGGAAUGGAGUGCAUAUGGAGUUGGAGUGCCUUUGAUAUUGAACGGCCUUGAUGGCGUGGUUCAGUAUUAUGUUCCUUAUUUAUCAGGGAUUCAAUUGUAUGCUGACAGAUCAAAAAGUACAGCCAAAUUGAGGCGAUUAGGUGAAGAAAGUGAUGGUGAGUAUUUUAGGGAUUCCAGCAGUGAAGGGAGUAGUGAUAGUGAUCAAGAAAAAGUCGGCUUGAAUUACACCAGAGAGCAGCUUAUGUCACUUCAAGAAGGCUUUUCCAGUGACGAAGGUGAAUAUGGAAGUUCGCACGGUACCCUGUUGUUCGAGUAUCUCGAGCGGGACCCACCCUACUGUAGAGAACCUUUGGCAAACAAGAUAUUGGAUUUAGCCGUCAAUUUUCCGGAACUAAAAACGCUUAAGAGUUGUGAUUUGCUUCCUUCCAGUUGGAUUUCUGUGGCCUGGUACCCCAUUUACAGAAUACCAACCGGUCCUACUCUUAGAGAUCUCGAUGCUUGCUUUUUAACCUUUCAUUCUCUUCAUACACCCAUGACUGGAAGCGAAACUAUGCAUCCUCCAAUUGUGAAAUACCCGAACGUGAGCGAUGGAGUUCCGCACAUUUCACUCCCGGUUUUUGGCCUUGCUUCGUACAAGUACAAAGUUUCGAUAUGGACUCCUAAUACGGGUUACGAGCGCCAGCUGGCAAACACUCUCUCGCAAGCGGCUAGUAACUGGCUGAGUUUGCUCCAGGUCAAUCACCCCGAUUUCUCUUUCUUCCACCGUAGGUAA